This is a messenger RNA of Lentinula edodes (shiitake mushroom), 1116 nucleotides long. RefSeq lists its product as uncharacterized. The transcript has 2 exons. The annotation marks the transcript as partial. Gene Ontology annotation, cellular component: endoplasmic reticulum; Golgi apparatus; perinuclear region of cytoplasm. The record is from RefSeq and is a predicted model, not a curated record. Gene Ontology annotation, biological process: positive regulation of protein ubiquitination; ubiquitin-dependent protein catabolic process; metal ion transport. Lineage: Eukaryota; Fungi; Basidiomycota; Agaricomycetes; Agaricales; Omphalotaceae.
AUGCCAACUCGGUAUACGGCUUUGCCUUCACAUGAAGAAGUAAACUCCAGGGAAUUGGCUGACGCAUUUGGCUCAGAGGACGAAGAUGAAAUGACAACUUUCCAAAACCAUCACACACUUCAAUUUCGGGAUAACAUGGACGUAGAAGCGUAUGCUGGACUUCCACCUGCUACGCCCAGCGCCGUACCUGGCACUUAUGACUUCGAGAGGGACUACGACGUUCCCCCACCUGGCUCACCUCCUCCAUCUUCUCGUGCGUUGCCGAAUAAUUUCAGCAAUAACAUUGGGUUCCUUCCAACUUCUCCUAUUCGACACACCUUUGAUCGUCGUCCAAGGAACUCUUUCUUCCGUCGGAUCAUGGGCGCUGUAUUACCAACCCACUACUCACAGAUACCUACAGAAGAUUCUCCAGAAUCUGUGGGUCCACGUCAUUAUGUCGGCGGUGGCUCCGACAACGAUGGUGUCUUUGCAAAUGUCAUGGCUAAACCUGCUCCUGCAUCUGAAUCUCGAAUCGUCCGAGAUCCCAAUGGCAAUAUUCACCUCGUACCAGAGGAAAACCAGAAAGAACCACCGCCUUCAUAUGCCGCAGCUCAGGCUGAUGCUGUCCCUGCCUAUUGGGAAACUACCGUUCAUGCCCCUGCACUGACAAACGGCGGUGAAGGCGCAGAUGGAACCAUGCUCAUCGACGAUUUACCCUCAGGAUCCGUUUGGGUGUUCUUUGUCAAUCUCGUCAUAUCUUUCUUCUUUCAAUUCGUCGGCUUCUUACUUACUUUCAUCCUGCACACUUCUCACGCAGCCAAAUAUGGCUCCCGCGCCGGACUCGGACUUACUCUCAUCCAGUAUGGUUUUUACACUCGCAGCGCUUCCGUUGCUGGUUGGAAUGUCGACGGCAAUGGUGAUGGAGUUGAAAUUAUCACUACCGAUCGGACUGACCCACCAAUUCCGAGCUCUUUAUUGAAUGACACUGGAAUUGUUGAUCCUAGUGAACAGGAGGUGGUACCCGGGGUUAGUUCUCGCGAUUGGCUUUCGUUUUUGCUAAUGACAGUAGGCUGGUUCCUAUUGCUCUCAUCAGCCAUAUCAUUCUGGCGUGUCAAGAGAUGGGAGUCAUCCAUCCGU